AUGGACAACGAAUCAACUAAUAGAUUUAUCCCAGAGUACCGUCGUACCAACUUCAAGAACAAAGGAAGAUUCCAGAGUGAUGAAUUAAGAAGAAGAAGAGAAAACCACCAGGUGGACUUGAGAAAGCAAAAGAGAGAAGAAGUGUUGUCCAAGAGAAGAAACUUCACCGAUAACGCCAACGACAGCGAAGACGAAGACGACGAGUUCGGCCAGCAGAACAAUGACGAGAGCCAGUUCUACAGCAAGUUGCAGCAAGACUUACCCAAGAUGAUUGAACAGAUCCAGCAAAACGAUUUCGACAGCCAGUUGAAUGCCACCGUCAAGUUUAGACAGAUCUUGAGUCGUGAACACAACCCGCCAAUUGACUUGGUGAUCCAGUCGGGGGUGAUUCCCACCUUGGUGGAGUACAUGAAGGAGUCCCACCCUCAGAUGUUACAGUUGGAAGCCGCCUGGGCCUUGACCAACAUUGCUUCCGGAAACAGUGACCAAACCAGAGUGGUUGUCGAGGCUAACGCCGUUCCAUUAUUCGUCGAAUUACUCUACUCCAACUCGUUCGAGGUCAAGGAACAAGCCAUCUGGGCCUUGGGUAACGUUGCUGGUGACUCGGCCGACUAUAGAGACUACGUGUUGGCAUGUGGUGCCAUGGGCCCCGUGUUGAACUUGUUCAAUAGCACCAAGAUGUCCUUGAUCAGAACCGCCACCUGGACGUUGUCCAACUUGUGCAGAGGUAAGAACCCUCAGCCAGACUGGAACAUUGUCCAACAAGCCAUCCCAAUCCUUGCUAAGUUGAUCUAUUCCAUUGAUCCAGAAACCUUGGUUGACGCCUGUUGGGCUGUGUCUUACUUGUCUGACGGCACCAGUCAAGCCAUCCAGGCCGUUGUUGAUGCUAGAAUCCCUGCUCGUCUUGUUGAGUUGUUGGGCCACGACUCCACCUUGGUCCAAACUCCUGCUUUGAGAGCCAUUGGUAACAUCGUUACCGGUACCGACUUACAAACCCAGCUCGUCAUAAAUGCGGGUGUCUUGCCUGCUUUGGCCCCAUUGUUGCACUCUCCUAAGGAAACCAUCCGUAAAGAAACCUGUUGGACCAUCUCCAACAUCACUGCUGGUAAUGUCGACCAAAUCCAAGCCGUUAUCGAUGCCAACUUGAUUCCUUUGGUCAUUAAGUUGUUAGCCACCGGUGAUUACAAGACUAAGAAGGAAGCUUGUUGGGCUAUUUCCAACGCCUCUUCGGGAGGAUUGGCCAGACCAGAACAAAUCCGCUACUUGGUCUCCCAAGGCUGUAUCAAGCCAUUAUGUGACUUGUUGGCUGUCGCAGAUACAAAGAUCAUCGAGGUCACUUUGGACUCUUUGGAAAACAUUUUGAACAUGGGUGAAUUGGACAAGGACGCUCAAGGUAGCUCCAUCAAUCAAAAUGCAUUAUACAUCGAAGAAGCCGGUGGUAUGGAUAAGAUCUUCGAGUGCCAGAGCAACAGCAAUGAAAAGAUUUACCAGAAGGCCUACAAUAUCAUUGCCAAGUACUUCUCGGAAGACGACGAACAACUCGAUGACGAUGUCAUUGCUCCACAAACUUACGGUGAUGCUUACGGAUUCGGAGUCAACCCAAGUCAACAACAGAACUUCGACUUCUAA
Suhomyces tanzawaensis NRRL Y-17324 is the source of this 1629-nucleotide messenger RNA. Its product is annotated as karyopherin alpha. Lineage: Eukaryota; Fungi; Ascomycota; Pichiomycetes; Serinales; Debaryomycetaceae. The record is from RefSeq and is a predicted model, not a curated record. Gene Ontology annotation, cellular component: nucleoplasm; cytoplasm; nucleus. The coding region runs from base 1 to 1629 and encodes 542 amino acids. Gene Ontology annotation, molecular function: protein binding; nuclear import signal receptor activity. Gene Ontology annotation, biological process: NLS-bearing protein import into nucleus. The transcript has a single exon.